Molecule: messenger RNA, 5038 nt
Organism: Centrocercus urophasianus (Greater sage-grouse)
Lineage: Eukaryota; Metazoa; Chordata; Aves; Galliformes; Phasianidae
Gene: MIOS
Product: meiosis regulator for oocyte development
Exons: 12
Coding region: 347-2980 (877 amino acids)
Biological process (GO): cellular response to amino acid starvation; positive regulation of TORC1 signaling
Cellular component (GO): cytoplasm
Molecular function (GO): protein binding
Source: RefSeq, a predicted model, not a curated record
CGGAAGCGGAGCCCUGCUGUCGUUUGUCCCCGCGGCCGGAGGCUCCGGCUGGCCGCGGGUUGCGCCACGGCGGUGUCGCAGCGUUCGCGGGAGCGUGUAAGGAUUCUGGACGUGGGGCUCCUGCAGGAAUCAGUGGAACUGACAACAACGUGGGUUUAUGUGUGCUGCUAGGCUGCGUGCAAAGACCUGGUGACAGCAGGGCAGAAGGUGGAACUGGGAGCAGCAGAAGGAGGUGAUGCAUGUAAAGCUUUAUAGUUACAGAAAUCUUCAAGAAGGUUUUCGUAUGAAUGGAUGUCACCAGAAUCUUCCUACAGCAGUUUAAGUUGUUUGUGAACUCACCUUAAACAUGAGUGGCUCCAAACCUGAUAUUCUUUGGGCCCCACAUCACGUCGACCGUUUUGUUGUGUGUGACUCAGAAUUGAGCCUUUAUCACAUUGAAUCUGCUGUAAGUUCAGAACUCAAGGCAGGGUCCUUGCGUUUAUCAGAAGAAACUACUGCCACGCUGUUGUCAAUAAAUUCGGAUACACCGUAUAUGAAAUGUGUGGCUUGGUAUCCCAAGUAUGAUCCUGAAUGUCUUCUUGCUGUUGGACAGGCCAAUGGUCGAGUGGUGCUUACGAGCCUUGGUCAAGAUCACAACUCAAAAUCUAAAGAUUUGAUAGGGAAAGAGUUUGUUCCCAAGCACGCGCGACAGUGCAACACUCUAGCAUGGAACCCACUAGAUAGUAAUUGGCUUGCUGCUGGAUUAGAUAAACACCGGGCUGACUUUUCAGUAUUGAUCUGGGAUAUCAGUAGCAAAUAUGCUCCAGAGACUGCAGUUGCUACAGAGAAAGUGAGACUUUCAACAGGAGAUCCGGAAGCAGGACUAGUGGUAACAAAGCCACUCUAUGAGUUAGGGCAGAACGAUGCUUGUCUCUCCCUUUGUUGGCUUCCACGGGAUCAGAAGCUUCUUUUAGCUGGAAUGCAUCGCAAUCUGGCUAUCUUUGAUCUGAGGAAUACAAGCCAAAAAAUAUUUGUAAAUACCAAGGCUGUCCAAGGAGUGACUGUUGAUCCGUAUUUCCAUGAUCGUGUAGCUUCCUUCUAUGAAGGCCAAGUUGCCAUAUGGGAUUUAAGAAAGUUUGAAAAGCCAGUUCUGACAUUGACAGAGCAACCAAAACCUUUAACAAAAGUGGCAUGGUGUCCAACAAGGACAGGACUGUUAGCUACUUUAACAAGGGAUAGUAAUAUCAUUAGGCUGUAUGACAUGCAGCAUACUCCCACGCCUAUUGGAGAUGAAACUGAGCCUACAAUAAUUGAAAGAAGUGUCCAACCGUGUGAAAACUACAUUGCCUCAUUUGCCUGGCAUCCCACAAGUCAAAAUCGAAUGGUGGUAGUGACUCCCAAUAGAACUAUGUCUGACUUUACAGUUUUUGAAAGAAUUUCUCUUGCAUGGAGUCCAGUGACAUCCUUAAUGUGGGCUUGUGGGCGGCAUUUAUAUGAGUGUACAGAAGAAGGAAAGGCCAGCUCCUUGGAAAAGGAUAUAGCGACCAAAAUGCGGCUCCGAGCUUUGUCAAGGUAUGGCCUUGAUACUGAACAAGUUUGGAGAAAUCACCUUCUAGCUGGAAAUGAAGAUCCUCAGCUGAAAUCACUUUGGUACACUCUGCACUUUAUGAAGCAGUAUACUGAAGAUAUGGAUCAAAAACUUACAGGAAACAAAGGUCCCCUAGUUUAUGCUGGCAUUAAGUCAAUUGUGAAGUCAUCUUUGGGAACAACUGAGAACCUCAGGCACAGCAGGAGUGGAUCUGAUAGACAGGCAGAUAUUAUUCAGUAUCUGAGUGAGGAGAGAUCCUUGGCUUUGCAGCUCUGUGGGUGGAUAAAGAAGGGAACAGACUUAGAUGUGGAACCUUUCUUAAAUUCAUUGGAACAGGAAGGAGACUGGGAGCGAGCUGCUGCUGUAGCACUGUUCAAUUUGGACAUACGGCGGGCAAUACAAAUUCUAAAUAAAGGUGCUUCCUCAGGAAAAGGUGAUCUGAACCUUAAUGUAGUAGCAAUGGCUCUGUCAGGCUAUACAGAUGAGAAGAACUCACUUUGGAGAGAAAUGUGCAGUACUCUCAGACUGCAGUUGAACAAUCCCUACCUGUGUGCUAUGUUUGCUUUUCUGACAAGUGAGUCUGGUUCAUAUGAUGGUGUUCUGUAUGAAAAUAAUGUGGCAGUACGAGACAGAGUGGCAUUUGCUUGCAAGUUCCUCAAUGAUGCUCAGCUGAACAGAUUUAUUGAGAAGCUGACGAAUGAAAUGAAAGAUGCUGGGAAUUUAGAAGGAAUACUGUUGACAGGGCUGACAAAAGAUGGUGUGGACUUGAUGGAAAGUUACGUUGACAGAACAGGUGAUGUCCAGACAGCAAGCUAUUGCAUGUUACAGGGUUCUCCAUCAGAAGUACUUAAGGAUGAAAGGGUUCAGUACUGGAUUGAGAACUAUAGGAAUCUUUUAGAUGCUUGGAGGUUUUGGCACAAACGUGCAGAAUUUGAUAUCCACAGAAGUAAGCUGGAUCCCAGUUCAAAACCUUUAGCUCAGGUGUUUGUGAGUUGCAAUUUCUGUGGAAAAUCAAUCUCCUACAGCUGUUCAGCCAUUCCUCAUCAGGGGCGAGGUUUCAGCCAGUAUGGGGUUAGUGGUUCACCAACGAAGUCAAAAGUUACCAGCUGCCCUGGUUGUCGUAAGCCACUUCCUCGCUGUGCACUUUGCUUGAUAAAUAUGGGAACUCCAGUUUCCAGUUGUCCAGGAGGAUCCAAGUCAGAUGAAAAAGUGGAUCUUAGCAAAGACAAGAAGUUGGCCCAGUUCAACAACUGGUUUACUUGGUGUCACAACUGUAGGCAUGGUGGACAUGCUGGGCAUAUGCUCAGUUGGUUCAGGGACCAUACUGAGUGUCCUGUGUCUGCCUGUUCGUGUAAGUGUAUGCAGCUGGAUACAACAGGGAAUCUUAUCCCAGCAGAGACUGUUCAGGUGUAAAUAUUCCUUGAAAAUGUGAGGAUCUCUAAUGGAUGUCCAUUCUAGUCCAAGCAUACAUUUUAGACAGAGGUCGUUUGUGACUUAAUGACUGUGAAAAAAUAAAUUGCUAUCAGAUGAGUAAAAUGCUGUGUGUAUGACUGUGCAUGGUAGAAAUUGAUAAUGGAAAUAAGCCUCUUGGAUUUAUCACAUGGGCCUCAGCCAGUGGAUUUAAGCAGUUAAGGGGCCGGGAGGCUUUGUUGAAAUUCAAAGAAUUUUAACAACUUGUUCAGGGUAAUGUUUUUGGGCCCUUUUAUCAGUUUAUCAGUUUUUCCAAAUAAAGCAAUGUUUAUCUGUUGUGCUCAGUGAAAGUAAACCUUCAAAGCAAAUGGCGAAAAAGCCUUCUUCAGAGGAUGGCAGAACGAUGCUGUGGUGUCCUUUCACUGAUUGAUCACACUUCAUUGAAUGCAAUCACUUCCUUGUAAGUCAAUUAAGAAUGUUACUGCUAAUUAUAUUCUAAAUAAUUUUAUUUUACAGGAAAACCUAUUUCUUUCUUUUCUCAACUUUUGUUAACAGUAAAGCAAUACCUUUGCAAUUUGAGAGCUUAUUUCAUGUGCUGAUGUGAAUUAUAAUGCUAAAGAGUCUGGGGAGAUUAUCCUAGACAGGAGUUCCCUGAAAACUCACGUGUCAGUUUCACUGCAGAGUGCAGACAAAUUAUUAGAAGUUUGAUACGACUGUUUUAUUUUUAACAUAAUACUGUGAAGAUCUGAAAUCUCAAGACUGGAGACUUGUAAACAUUUCAGGUUUAAACUACAUACUGAGUUUUGUCUACAAGCAUUUUGAAUUUUUGGGACUUUCGGAUAAUCAGGAUUUUUUGGCACUUCUGAAAUAGACUGGGAAGCGUGAAGUGAACCUAUUUAAAUCCUGCUUCAGGUCACUGCUGGACACCAGUGUGCUCCUAAAGACUGCACGAUUUUGUGUCAUUGACUGCAAGUGGUAAAAAAAACAUAUAUGUAUGUUACCAGCUGGAAUUAAGUAUAUUUAUUAACUUGAGAGUCAAUGAUAUUUUGCUAAAACUGUGCUAGGAGCUAAUCGGUAUUGUUGUCCUUAAUUUUGUAGGCAACAAAAUUCAUAUUAGGGGGGAAAAAACACCUGUUUUAAGGUAUGUGAAAAUAACAUCAGUUUACUUGGUGUGUGUUUAUUUACUAUUAGAAACAGUGUAUGAGUUACUUAUUACUUGCGUGCUUUGAAAUACUAAAUGGAAUGCUAGCAAUAAACUGGCACCAUAUUGCCAGGACUGUGACAUUUGUUGUUUUAAGAAAGAAUAUAUUGUAACAUACCACGGGUUCUAAGUGCUCUAAUGUAGUUGCAACAAGAUAGAAAGUAGAAAUGGUGUCUGUGGGUGUACAUGACUGCAUUUGGAACUUCCAGUCAUAUUUUCUGAUUAAUGCUGUACUACGUCUGCUAUACCUACUCUGAUCUAAAAUUCUUGCCUAAUUGACAAAGAUAUACAGUUAAAAUCUAAGAGGUACUUAAUACCUGUAGUCAGACUAUCAUGGAGGAGUGGUUAAUGGUUUUUUUUUUUUCUUGUUGGAAUAUUUAUUUCUAGUAUUUUUGCACACUUUGUUUCUGUUGAAGUGGUCUUUAAAAUGUUCUCCAUUAAUAAAUGUAAACUGGGGUUUGAUGUAUGAUACCCUAUUUAUAUAAACACAGGCAAUAACACUUUUGCUUUACAGAAGUGAGGAUUUGUAAGUGCAAAGGAUAUAUUUUUAUUCCUCUCUAGUACCAUCGAUUAGUAAAUUUUCAUGAUAAAUACCAUGUCCAGGAACCUAACUGCUUAAAAAUGUCUCUUUUUUUAAUGUAAAAAAGAAGGCUCAACUUUUUUUGACUUGACUAUACCUGUUUGUUUCAGUUUCUAUCAUUUUAUUAAAUAAGUUGCCUACUUUGAUGUUCAGCAUGUCUUUGAAAUGUUUUAGGUUACUAAUAUGUACAUAUUCUGGUCCAGUGUAAGUACCAACUUUUGCUGUUGUUAAUUGGUGUUUGAGCUUUCAGACCAAUAAUUACACUAUUCCUAAAAACUUA